This is a messenger RNA of Adineta steineri, 1941 nucleotides long. The record is from the annotation of a GenBank genome assembly. NCBI's taxonomy places the organism in Eukaryota, Metazoa, Rotifera, Eurotatoria, Adinetida, Adinetidae.
AUGCAAUUAAGUUCACUUCAAACUUGGCAUUGGCCAGAAGAUGGAGUUCCAGCAGAGCCAAGAAAAGCUAUAAAUGGAAAAAUUCGUUUCUAUUUAGAUGGAGAGAUUCUGACUAGUCUUUUUCUUCAAUAUAUUGGAAUCAAAUGGUCAAUAGAAUUCAAAGCAGCUCUCUUACAAUUCCGAAGUUCUCGAGCAUGGGUUCUACCUCCUUCGAAUCUCAGUAAAGUAGACUUGGCACGAUCAGAAAUAUUUCUUAAUAGUACGAAUUUUCCUGCUUCAAUUGAGCAAAGACGACGAACGUUUCAACAAUCCCAUUAUUUUAUGUGUCAAUUACCAAAUAGUGUUGAUUGUUUCAACAAUUAUGAUGAUGUUGACGAAGAUGAUGAAAGUAUGGCAACCAUCAAUAAAGAACGUCGACAACGAUCAGGACGUUAUCCAGAAGAUCAACUUCGUUUUGAUACUCCUGUUGAACUUAAACAAUCUCUUUUACAUAUCGUAUGUACUGACGUACUUCUCAAUCGAGCUUUGCAUAAUCAGUGUACUGUCGUUCGAACAGACUUGGAAUGGUUUGGUCCUUCUCUUGCUCAUCAAUCGAUCUUGACAAUUCUAACAUUCUUUGGUGUUUCUCAUCCUGAUCUUCAGUUUAUCGAAGCCUUUCUCGCUUGUCCUUUAAAGUUUACUGGUUCGAUGAACAGUUAUUUGGCCGAUCCAACUGCAUACAAAUCGACACCAGCGGAUUCUCCAUGCAUUCGAAAACGUGGAACACCUGUUGCACAUUCUCUCAGUGUCUUCUGUGGUGAAGCUGUACUUUUUGUCAUGGAUUAUGCAGUCAAUCGAAAAACGAAUGGUAUCUUUCUAUAUCGUAUUCAUGAUGAUUUCUGGUUUCUCGAUUCACAAUCUACUCGUUGUGCUCAAGCAUGGAAGACUAUGAAUGAUUUUGCCGACUUAGCUGGAUUAAAGUUCAAUCAAAUGAAGACAGGAUCAGUCCAUGUUGGUGAGAAAGAUCAAUUGCAUGCUGAUUUACCACAAGGUGAUAUACAUUGGGGUCUUUUAAAAAUGGAUGCAACUUCAGGAGGCAAAUUUGUCAUUGAUCUAGCUAUGGUAGACGAACAUGUCGUUGAAAUGCAACGGCAACUCACUGCAACGAAUUCGAUAUUUGCAUGGGUACAAGCUUAUAAUAAAUACAUGACAUUUUUUAUUCGAAAUUUUGGCAGUGGUGCCAAAGUCUAUGGCCGAGCACAUAUUGAUGGUGUUAUUGAUGCUUUGGUUAGAAUUCAUAAUAAACUGUUCCCGAACACGAAAGGAAAUAUUGUCAUGGCACUUGCCGCAAGAUUAGAAGAGAAUUUUGGAGUUACAAACAUUCCUGUAGGAUGGUAUUUCUGGCCGACUGCUGCGGGUGGACUGCAAGUGAAAGAUUUCUUUGUUGAACUAUUGGCCAUACGUGAAGAUCUACUGGAGGAUCCCGAAUGGAUCCUAGAACUUGCAAAGACAUGGGAACGGGAUGAUUAUGAAAAUGCCAAACGAUUAUGGGAAGAUGGAACGACGUUCAAUCAAGUCAUACAACAACAGCAAUAUGUGGUACAAAUUUCGGCUACGGAUCCUUUCUUUAGCUUCGAAGAGUUUAUUAAAUGUCGAGAGGAACGUUCAAUGAGAUGGGUGAAUGCUUUUGAUACUCUUCUUACACGACCGAUACCAGUUCAUUUGAACAGUACGCCAGAAACUAUGGCUGCUCUCUCGAUUAUUGGUGAUGGAAUAGAAGCUUUUGCAUCUUCAGUAUCUGAGACUUGGCAAGGACUAACCUAUUAUUGGAAAUGGCUUAUUAGUUUACAUCAUGAAGAAAUGAUCAAGAAGUAUGGAAGUCUUCUCAUCGUCGAACCAACAUCUAUUCCAGUUGGUAUGGUCGCAGUAUUUAGAAACUCACGCACAAGAUGGGAACAAUAA